Colletotrichum tamarilloi is the source of this 1428-nucleotide messenger RNA. Its product is annotated as pantothenate transporter liz1. The transcript has 11 exons. Bases 1 to 1428 code for a protein of 475 amino acids. Gene Ontology annotation, biological process: transmembrane transport. Lineage: Eukaryota; Fungi; Ascomycota; Sordariomycetes; Glomerellales; Glomerellaceae. Gene Ontology annotation, cellular component: membrane. Gene Ontology annotation, molecular function: transmembrane transporter activity. The record is from RefSeq and is a predicted model, not a curated record.
AUGAAAGAGGACUUGGAUAUUCAAGAAAACGAGUACACUUACAUGCUCAUGUACUACACCAUUGCCUUUGCUAUCAUGCAAAUCCCGUCAAACUUGAUCGCACUCAAGAUCCGUCCUCACUACUGCAUCGUGUUCUGCGAACUGGGAUGGACGGCUUUUACCUUCGCCCAAGCCGCGGCCCAGAGCAGCAACCACAUGUACGCCUUCCGCUUCAUGAUCGGUCUCUUCGAAUCCGGCUUCUCGCCCAUCAUCAUCUUCCUCCUUGAAUCUUGGUACACCAAGCCCGAGCUCGCGAAGCGCGUGGCCGUCUGGCACAUUGCGGGAUUCUUUGGACAGGCGACGUCUGGAUUCUUGCAGGCUGGGAUCCACAAGUCUUUGAACGGGCAUCUGGGGAUGGCGGGUUGGAGAUGGAUGUAUAUCGUUUGCGGCUGUAUGUCACUUCCCGUUGCUCUCUCCGUGUGGUGGCUGCUUCCUGAUUACCCGCAUAACACGACCGCGUGGUAUAUCACGGAAGAGGACAAGCAAAUUGCGAUGCAGCGCGCGGCGAAGCAGGGUAAGGCGGAGAUCACGGGAGUUGUGGACAUGAAGCUACUCAAGCGCAUGUUUGGGAACUGGCGAUGGUGGAUCUUGUGCUUGAUGUAUAUCUUCUACGGCAACUCGUGUCAGGCCAACAACUACUUUGCCAUCUACCUUCGCGAGAACGGAUACAGUGUCACACAACGUAACGUCAUCCCGGCGUGCGUCAACCUCGUCACUAUAGUCACGGACUUUGCGUGGGGCUUCAUGUCGGACCUGACCGGCAACAGAACCUUGUGGAUCAUUGGUCCUCUUACGUGGGCGAAUGAGGUGAACAAUGGGAACGCGGAAGAGCGUGCCUUGACUAUCUCCAGCAUGAAUGGACUAUUCUACGCGACCAACUCUUUCUUGCCUAUUCUCAUCUUCCCGCAGACCAUGGCACCCACCUUUGAGCAAGGCUUCCCCUCUAUCCUAUCAUUCGCGCUCGCGGCCGUGAUUUUAGUCCUCAUUGCGGAUUUCUUGCACAAGCGUCAGCUGCGACAAGAAGCAAAAGCUGCUGGCGAACAGUCUGCUUCCGAAACUGUCGUGGAGGGAGAAGUGAACAAGAAGGAGAAGGAAAUGGAGGGAAGACUUUCUGGGGAUAUCGAGCUAGUUAGGAACUCUUCCAACAAGGAAGAUAUGCACGGAUUCUAUACCGCCUCUCUGCCUGGAGGCACUGGCGCAUACGACUUUAGUAAGAGCACCUUCCCCGCGGACAUUGUAAAAAUGGGUAUCAUGUGGCAGGAAGAGAUUGCCGAUUACAUGCGGGACGUGGCUGCUCCCGCGAUGGAGGGCAUGGCUACCGAUAAGUAUGGGAAGCCAAAUUCACCUGGCGGAUACCUCGCCGAUGCGUUCUCUGAUGUUGUUGGAUGA